AUGGUGGAGCCCAAGUCGGACACGGCAAGUUUGCGAUCCAAGAAGAAGCAGCGAGCCCAACAGGCACGUAGAUACGGGUUCGCUUGCUCCAACUGCAGAAGAAAGAAGGCACGAUGUAAUGGAGCCACGCCGGCAUGCGACAAGUGCGUCGCAUCUCGCGAGACGUGCGAUUAUGACCGAGGACCUUCGGUAGCAUAUGCGGCCACCCUCGAGAAAAGACUCAAAGCAUUCGAGGAACGAUUCGAAAGGCUCCGUCAAAGUAGCAAUGUUGACGAACGGGAUGCUCUGAUCCACGAGCCGUUUGAGGAUGUCAGACCAGAGAGGGCGCGAGCCCCCUCAGCACCUAUGGCAGGGCUUGAAAAGCAACAAAAUGAGGCCCAGGAGCCCGAAACCCAGUCGUCUCCGUCUCCUGCGGCUCAGAAUGAGCCGCCUGACGAGACCUCGAUAGGCGUAGACGGCCGCAUUUGCUUUUAUGGCAAGACCAGUCAUUACCAUGUCGAUCCGCAGGAUGACGGAACAGGGGAAGACCUGUUACCAGAAGGUGACGAGCAGCAGGUGCUGAACCUGGGUGUGUCGACAGCUUCAACCGUCUAUACCACGCCCGAACUCAAUCUCUUUGUCGAUGCCCCUGCAUUACCGCAACUGCUGUCUGAGAUAUCUAAUGAAUUGCUGGAUCAUUUCCUGGAUGCGUACUGGUGUUGGUCACAUCACCUACAUCUGGUGCUGAACAAACGGCUGUUUCUGCGCGAUUUAUACACUUCCGGACCUUCAGUAACUCCUUUCUUGGUGAGCGCCGUUCUCGCGCAGGCAGCCCGAUAUUCCACCAGACCCGAGGUAGCUCAUAUAGGGGAUCAUUUUGCCGCUCGAGCUUUGCACUUACUUCCAAGCGAUAUCGACAGAGGUAGUUCGAUUCCCACUAUCCAAGGCUUGCUCAUACUUUCAGCCCGAGAAUGUGCCUGUGGAAGAAUCUCCCAAGGUUGGCUCUACUCCGGUAUGGCGUUCCGGAUGAUGCGUGAUCUCGGCAUCCACAUUGAACCCAGGAAGAUGGGAUAUCUCUCGCGCCAAUUUUCUGAGGAAGAUCUCGCUCUUCGACAACAAGUGUUCUGGAGCUGUUUCACAUGGGACAAAACCAUGAGUCUUUGUCUGGGCAGAGCGCCUAUCGUCCAUGACACGAUCGAUGUCCCGUCCAGAGAAAGCUUGCUGGACGGUACUGAGACGGACGAAGAGCAAUGGGUUCCGGUCCUCGGCAAAGAGACAGAAUCGACGGCGGGCCUCCUCAAGCAGAAGUCUCUUGGGAGCGCUCGCUUUGCUGCAUAUUGCAGGUUGUGCACAAUCAUCGAUGGUGUGCUGGAUGGUCUUUACUGCCGGCCGCACCAGUCCAAACAGGACCAUCUCCUUGCGUUUCUCGAUACCACUAUCGAGAGACUCGAACAGUGGUCGACCAGUCUUCCCGCUGGCCUCUUCAUUGCCCCGGAUAGCAGAGUCUUUCUCUGCCCACCGAUCCACAUUUUACUCCUCAACCUGACAUACCAUGCCACAAUGAUCCUCUUGUGUCGGCCGUACCGGAACAUCUCCCUCCAAGCGCAAGAGCUGUGCACCAAAGCAGCACAAAUGAUCGACACGCUCUUCACACUGCAUGUUCGGCGAUUUGGAUUCCGGUUCAUCACAUAUCUUCAAACAUAUACCAUGUUUGUGGCAUGCACAAUAAAUGUCUUGGAUCUGAAGGAAAAUGAGUCAAAUAGUCGAGGCGCAGUGAACGGGACAACCAUUCGAGAGGAAUGUUUGGCUCUGGCACAGGAAGCAAGUGUCAGAUUGAACUUCGGUUUAGAGGUCUUGCGCCAGGCAGGCGCCACACCCUCAGCCGCAAGGUGUGCGGCCGUCAUUGUUCAGCUGCUCCGACAGUGGUCAAAUAGGCAGGUGAACUCGGAGGUGAGCAAUCAGCAACGACGCCAGCAUUCUGAACAUAUCUCCUCGCCAAAUCUGAGGCACCAAUCGAGCAUAGCCCAAGCAGAGGCAGGGAAUAGUUCACUCGGAGAUGUGACUGGGGCAGGACAUUCCAGCCAGGGCUUUCAGCAGAAUGCACAGUUUCCAACGGACCUGCUGUCCAUACCGGCUUCAAGAAAUGCCAAUGAGAAGAUGUUAUUUCCUGCAGCAAGGUCGACUCUUUCAUAUUCUCAGGCGCCUGAGCAGCCGGUCGAUACACAGACCUCCCCGGCAAUUUCCAGCACGAUGAAUCUUGGGUUCGGCGGCAGUGGUGGUCUCCAAUUACUUCAGCCAGACAGCAGCCCCUACACCAACGCCCAUAUGCCCAAUUUUGUGAACCCGGGCAUCGAGACCCCGAUGCGUUGGUUGCCGGACAAUAUCCAUGACGACGGCAGCUGGAUGUUGAUGAUGGAUUUUGGGGACAACAUCGGUUUGUAA
Messenger RNA from Fonsecaea erecta, 2421 nucleotides. RefSeq lists its product as hypothetical. Gene Ontology annotation, biological process: DNA-templated transcription; regulation of DNA-templated transcription. NCBI's taxonomy places the organism in Eukaryota, Fungi, Ascomycota, Eurotiomycetes, Chaetothyriales, Herpotrichiellaceae. Gene Ontology annotation, molecular function: DNA binding; zinc ion binding; DNA-binding transcription factor activity, RNA polymerase II-specific. Bases 1 to 2421 code for a protein of 806 amino acids. The transcript is spliced from 3 exons. The record is from RefSeq and is a predicted model, not a curated record.